Messenger RNA from Coccidioides posadasii C735 delta SOWgp, 1132 nucleotides. RefSeq lists its product as uncharacterized. The record is from RefSeq and is a predicted model, not a curated record. NCBI's taxonomy places the organism in Eukaryota, Fungi, Ascomycota, Eurotiomycetes, Onygenales, Onygenaceae.
UCGCCAAACAGUCGCGCAUUAAAACUGAGCAGCUCCCGGAAAUCAGAGGUGUCCUCCCUCAUGAUGCAGGAAUACACCGUAUCGCUCCUCUGGCUUCAGACCACCCGAUUCAAAACUUGAGGUUCAAAAAACAAGCGCAACAUUUAACCUGCUCGCUUCUAACGAUAGGACGAGCUCGUACCGAAAAAGCAGCCGAUCCAUCAAUAUGGGCAACCCCAACGAAGCAGAGGCGGCUACGACAGAGCAAAAUGACACCGCACCACCGCCAUACUCACCAUGCGAGCCGCCAUCACAACCAUUCUCCACCUGUCAACAUGUAUCGCCCGUUGCCCAUUUCUCGAUGAACCAGUCUGUCUCGCCAUAUCACCCGUUCCCCACUGCUUUGAGUGCGUAUUAUCAGUGGAAAAUCACUCGGGUCUUCCACCUGGGCGAUUCGACCAACCACAAGCUUUACACUGCUUCAACACAUGCUGGUAUUUCUUCGAAAGGGCCAAACAUACCCUGCGUUGUCCUCUAUAACGGCCCGAGUGACAAGGACCCCGCGCUGGCCGUCGUCAGUGAGCAAAAGGGCUGGAAUCUCAAAUCACCUAUCAGCGUUAUCACCCUUCCACCAUUAACCCCGUCGUCUGGCCCGGGCCUCAACCUGACCAUCGAUCCCGCUGCGCAAGGGGACACAAGUUCGGUGACAGAGAUUAUGCGCGCCAGUGUCUUGACUGACCGGAAAACUGUUGUGUUUCGCUUCUCGAUUGAGGUUGGCCGUGACGGCUUCCGACGCGAGCGAUUCGAAUGGCGAAAACUGAAGACUGACGACCCAGACUAUGCAAAACGUGCGGUUAAGCUCUUACGUUUUCGCUCCAGUCCCACGUCGGCCUCCUCCAAGGAUGGGUCGGGAGCAGCCAGUUUCGAAGGAAAUGGUAGUGAUGGAUGGGGGGAUGGCUGUGAGGUCGAAGUUGUUGCGGUAUUUGAGUGGAAGCCGGUUUGGUCCAUGAACAAGCCUUUUAACAUUCGCUUCAUGGGGAGUGGAAAGACGGGCGAGUUGGGAGACCGAUGGGCCGUCAUGGCUAUCAUCACGGGAAUGAGGAUCUGGUUCCUUGACAGCCAGAACAGGACCAUUGCUACGAGUAUUGAGUAA